CAGAAAAGAAUCACAAAGAUUUCCCUUGAACAGAAGAUGUUCAUGAGUGGCUCAAACAUUAGAGAGGCAGCUGAUCUGAAGGAUGUCAUUGCCACAGGGAAGAGUUCACUAGUCACUAGGUUGGUUUGUCGACCUUUAUCGGUAAUACUAGCUAUUGGCAAUGAAUAAGCAUUUCAGAGAUUUCAACCCUGUCAACUAAGAAAGGGAGGUUUUUGUGCUGGCAUAGUGGUGCCCAGGAGCGCUGAAUGCAUAAGCAUCUAGGGUGUUCUACGGGCAUACUCCCUUGAGAAAAAAAUUAAGGUAACUGCCUCUAAGAUGCCAUUUCCUGCAUUUUAGUUCACAAUCAAUGGAAAUAUUGCACCAGUGGCUGAAAAAUCACAGAAAAAGGGCAAAGAGGUGCUAAAAAGACUGGUUAAAAGAAGAAAAGGAAAAGUUUCAAAAACUGGCAUAAUGUUAAGCGAAAAUGGGGGGCUGCAAAUAUUCACCAAAAACGGGAGGCUUCCAACCAAAAUAGGAGGGUUGGAAUCUCUGGCAUUUCUCAGAGGAUGACAUUGUGCAUGCUGCCCAAGACCGAGACAGUUGGAGCUGACUUACAGUUGACUCUGUGGUCCACUAAUUAUGAUCAUGAUGAUUAUCAAUGGUUACCUGCUGAAUUUAGAAAUCAUUUUAGUUUUGGAAAUGUUUGCUGA
Molecule: messenger RNA, 689 nt
Organism: Porites evermanni
Lineage: Eukaryota; Metazoa; Cnidaria; Anthozoa; Scleractinia; Poritidae
Source: the annotation of a GenBank genome assembly